This is a messenger RNA of Diatraea saccharalis (sugarcane borer), 609 nucleotides long. The record is from the annotation of a GenBank genome assembly. Lineage: Eukaryota; Metazoa; Arthropoda; Insecta; Lepidoptera; Crambidae.
UCGCCAACUGUCGAUUGACUCUGCCGUCGAUGUUAUUUUGGACUGUUAGAUCCUUAUUUUGAUCUAAUUUUUGGUGUAUGCGAUACGCGUUAGAUUUAUAUUCUAACCCAUUUCUAAAUUUAUUGAAUUAUAACAUUACAAAAACAAAAUGUCGAGUACAUCACAAAAACACAGAAACUUUGUUGCCGAGCCCAUGGGUGAGAAACCUGUCACAGAUCUUGCCGGCGUGGGUGAAGUUUUAGGUAAAAGACUUGAUACAGCAGGAUUUGAUAAGGCAUAUGUGGUUCUGGGACAGUUUUUAGUUUUGAAAAAGGAUAAAGAACUUUUUCAAGAGUGGAUGAAAGAGACCUGCAGUGCGAAUUCAAAGCAGUCUGCUGAUUGCUACCAAUGUCUAAAAGAUUGGUGUGAUGAAUUUCUGUAAAUCAUUAAUUUUUGUAAUUGUGUAUAAUAUUUCGAAUAUUAAUAUUUUUUUACAAGUUGUACAUACAUGUUAAGUGAAAUGAGGUCAAUUUUAGACAUCUUAAAAUAAUAGACAUUAUGAUAUUUAAGUAGUUUCUGUAUGUGUGUGGUUUUUUAUAGAUAAUUCUUAUAUUUUGUCUCAUAAUUAAU